Messenger RNA from Cyphellophora europaea CBS 101466, 1134 nucleotides. RefSeq lists its product as uncharacterized. The record is from RefSeq and is a predicted model, not a curated record. NCBI's taxonomy places the organism in Eukaryota, Fungi, Ascomycota, Eurotiomycetes, Chaetothyriales, Cyphellophoraceae. The coding region runs from base 1 to 1134 and encodes 377 amino acids. The transcript has a single exon.
AUGCCUCUAGACCAGCACGUCACGCAGCUCGCAAUCAAUUAUCGUCUCUCUCCUCCUUCAUUUGACAUCUCGAGCUCGAAGCCUGUCCAUCGUUUUCCCCAGCCGAUACAUGACGUCGCCGUCUCGUUCAACUACAUUAUCUCCACCAUCCUCCCGGCCCUCUUUCGAACGUCGGACAGUGAUGCACAAGAUCCCAAUAUCUAUCUCGCUGGCUCACACAUCGGCGGCGCUCUCGCCACGGGGCUAGCACUCAGCGAACCUAAUGUCAUCUCCGCAGUCGCUGUGCACAAUGCUGUAGUAGAUUGGGUCUCGCUCGACGAGUACGGGACCCCCAACCCUGCAGGCAAGGGCAAGAAACCAGGCGGGGAUCCAGACUCCAUAGCCGCAGCAGCACAAUCUCUGAUCGCCUCAAGGACAGAGCUCUUCCCUACGCCCUCCGCGUAUUUCGACCCCUUCGCAUCACCUGUCCUCUUCUUGCGGGCACCUGGCCGUGAUACGCCAUCAACGCACGCCGAAGCCCUGGGUCUGCUUGACGGUCUCUCCGACGAUACUCUUACCGGCAUAGCUACUGAAGAGUCCGCUGCUCAUCUUAUCACGCCUCCCACAACUCCCACCCACGAGGCCGCGAAUCACGACAUGUCUACAUACGGCCCCUACGACGACGAUCUUCCGCCAUUCGUACCACCAACCAUUACUCCUCCCCUAUCACCGCACGACCACGACCGCCGCCCCGUUCGCCGCCGCAAAGUCCUCCGCCGCUGGCCGCCCGUUGGUAACCCAGAGUCCAUCACCCUCCCGCGUUUCCAGAUCUUUACUACCCCGCCCACGGACGUACAGGACGGUGUCGGCUGGCUGCUGCACCGGCAAACAGAGGAGCUGAGCAUCCUACUGCGCCGGGCUUGUUUCUGGGGACGGGAGACAGGCUAUGCCGAGGAGCAGGUGGGCGUGACGGAGGUGGUGCCAGGACAGGAUGGAGAAGACGUGGCAACGGCGACAGCGAUGGGCAGUUGGCUCGCGGAGCGCAUGGAUGAGGACGGAGAGGCGUGGGCCCGCACACAGAAGCUGCACGAUGCCGUGGCGAGAAGUCGAAGGGACGAAGCCGCUGAUGCACAGCGGGGCUGGCGGGCUACAUGA